Cinclus cinclus is the source of this 5176-nucleotide messenger RNA. RefSeq names its product endoplasmic reticulum-golgi intermediate compartment 1 (gene ERGIC1). The record is from RefSeq and is a predicted model, not a curated record. Lineage: Eukaryota; Metazoa; Chordata; Aves; Passeriformes; Cinclidae. Gene Ontology annotation, biological process: endoplasmic reticulum to Golgi vesicle-mediated transport; retrograde vesicle-mediated transport, Golgi to endoplasmic reticulum. Gene Ontology annotation, cellular component: endoplasmic reticulum membrane; endoplasmic reticulum; Golgi membrane. The coding region runs from base 653 to 1615 and encodes 320 amino acids. The transcript has 9 exons.
AAUACAUUAAUUAAUUUUUAUUGAGUGAUGGAAAAACUGAUGUCAGAGCUACAUUGGGGUUGGGCGUGCAGGAACACAAGGUGGUAGGAAAUAAUACAGCUAACAUAUGAGGGCAGGGAGAGUUUAACCAUGGGCAGUCUAAAAUAGCAAAGCUGAGCCCUAUGGAUAUUAAAAGGUAUGACUGAAUCAAAACAACAGUCUAAUAUUAAACUGGAUUUUGCUGGGGGAGGAACAAACCUGUUGGGUUAAUUUCUGUUGUUGUAUCCAAUGUCCAAGGGAUAUUUUUUUUUUUUUUUGUCUCAACACCUGGAUUUCUGACUUAGGGAGUUGUCUAUUUUUGGCUUUGCAGGAUACAAAUGACAAGGGGCAAUAUAGGUUGUGUUUCACUGUUUCUUUUUUUUGCCACAUAUCUUUAUUCAGGAGUCUGUAGAGUAUCCUUUUCUUUUUCACAGUGGUCUAUAAACUUGUCCAGCAUAACUUGUUGCCUGGCUGCUCUCACAGAUCAGAUUGCACAGAUCCACAACAGGGAGGUGGAGGGAAGUGCUUUGGAAAUGGGAGCCAAGACAGAGCACAGUUACAUAAUUGUACAAAAUAAAAGGGUUUUUUUGUUGUUUCUUUUUUCCUUCCCAUAUCCUCCUGCCUACUAAAAAAAAUGUUGGAAAGCUGGAUGGAAAAAAACUUCAGUGUCGUUCAUCCCUGUGGGGGCAUGAAAUGUAUUGAAAUGUUCCACCUGUUUUAUGGCUGGUGCUUUUCCUCUUCCAGGUUUGACAUCUACAGGAAGGUGCCAAAAGACCUUACACAGCCAACCUACACAGGGGCCAUUAUCUCUGUUUGCUGCUGUCUCUUCAUAUUGUUUCUCUUCCUGUCUGAGCUCACUGGAUUCAUAGCCACUGAAAUAGUAAAUGAGCUCUACGUGGAUGACCCAGACAAAGACAGUGGAGGGAAAAUAGAAGUGAACCUGAACAUCAGUUUGCCAAACCUGCACUGUGAAUUGGUCGGACUGGACAUCCAGGAUGAAAUGGGAAGGCACGAAGUGGGUCACAUUGACAACUCAAUGAAGAUCCCUCUCAAUAAUGGGGAUGGCUGCAGAUUUGAGGGUCAUUUCAGCAUCAACAAGGUCCCUGGUAACUUCCACGUGUCGACGCACAGCGCGACGGCACAGCCCCAGAACCCCGACAUGACUCACGUCAUCCACAAGCUCUCAUUUGGGGACAAGUUACAGGUCCAUAACGUUCACGGAGCAUUCAAUGCCUUGGAGGGAGCAGACAAGCUCAGCUCAAACCCCCUCGCCUCUCACGACUACAUCCUGAAGAUUGUGCCCACGGUGUACGAGGACAUGAGUGGCAAGCAGAGAUACUCCUACCAGUACACGGUGGCAAACAAGGAAUAUGUAGCCUACAGCCACACUGGCCGCAUCAUCCCGGCGAUCUGGUUCCGCUACGACCUGAGCCCCAUCACAGUGAAGUACACAGAGAGGAGACAGCCUUUGUACAGGUUUAUCACAUCGAUAUGUGCCAUCAUUGGAGGAACAUUUACUGUAGCUGGGAUCCUGGACUCCUGCAUUUUCACAGCAUCAGAGGCCUGGAAGAAGAUCCAGCUGGGCAAAAUGCAGUAGCAGUGAAACUACCCUUGACUCCAAGGACAGGAGCAAAGAUUGAGAAAUCUACCACUACCUGUUUUUGUCUUUAUUUUCUAUUUGAUUGAAUCAGUAUGUUUUUCUCUAAUCAGGCUGUUCAGUGAAGACAUCUUCAGCAAAUCAAAGAAAUCUCCAUGCAUUUCAGAGCUCUGAGAGGGAAAAAUCAGUAGAAUCAGGGUGUGGAUUUCGAUUCCCUCCCCCCAGAAAGAGAGGUUGAAAUGCCAUAUGAGAUCUAAGUAAGGCUGGCAGUCUGUGCUCUGGGAGGUUCCUAUGGCAGUGUACAAGCUAGGGAGUAGAUGGCAAAGAGCUGAACUGUCUUGUGGCACUUUUUGGAGUUCUGUAGGAUUUGCAUGAUCAGACAAUCGACUUUUGUAUAGGGCAAAAACUACACAUGAGGAAGAAAUUCCACCCAUGGUGCCAAAAAAGGUGAUGUAUCUGUUGGUGAGGAAUGGGAAGUGUUAGUCCCCACAGCAAACCUAAGAGACAGAGGGCAGAAAUAACAUGUCAAGAAAUGUUUUGUGCUUCUAUUGAAAGCUCAGUUGUUCAGAUACAACCUUUCUAAAGAAGUGAAAAAAGGAGAAGAGGAAGCCUUCCCCAGCUACCUUUACCUGGGUAGUCUGUGAUCCCAGCAGUGGAGGGCAUUUCUUUUACUCUGGAUGUAAAAGUGGUUUAAUUUCUUCCCACUAACUGAAUAUCCAGUCUUGUGUUUACAGGUGGCAUGAAGUAAAAACCAAACUGAGCAACACAGUUUUAUGUGGCCUUUGCUUUGAAAGGGAAUAGUUGUCUUUACAGCAUUAGCUUUUAUUUCUUCUGUUUCUAAACACAGACCACCCAAAAGUUUGAAUUCUGCACUUCUGCUUUAUUGUUGUUGUUGUUUUUUUGAAAAGAGGUUUUAUAUUCUCUGUGCUCAGAAAAACGGUGCAGCCUUUUGGGUGGAUGAGCACAGCUUCCUCUCUUGCUUUGUGUGUGUAUAUUCAAUACACCUGUCAAACACAGGAAUUCUGACUUUUCAGGAUUUAAGGUGCCUCCCUUUUCCUUCAAAACUCAGUCAAGGCAUCUUUUUUGAGCCCUGGACUGACACUGCUCUCCCACAGGUACACAGGGCAGCAUUCCCACAGGCUGACCCUUGCUGGGAGUUUUGUUUGAUCCCUUACAAUGGUACCUGAGCUUCCCUGUCCCUUCCUUCAAGCCUUGCUUUCUGGAGCCUCCAAAAAACGGAGGUGUGAGGGGAAAACUCCUGCCAGGGGUGUCUUGCAUGUCGUGGUGGGCAUGAGGUCUCAAAAAUGAGACCAAAUGCCCCCAGUGCAUUUUCCAGAGCCUCAUCAAUGUUCCUUGAGUAGCAACAGUCUCCACAUGCCUUGUGAAUGCCUGAGCUGAGGAUACACAAAUUUUAAGUCUUUCAGGAUAGAUUAAAAAAAAAAAAAAAGCAAACAUAAAAAUCUCAAAAUCAGUGCUGUAAAUUCUAAUAUGGUUGCAGGGUUUCUCUUGGAUGAUACUCAUUGCCUUUUCCUGGAGGCAAAAUAUCCAAACUUUAUGCUGUGAUGAUACGAAUUGUUGAAUAUUCAGUGUUAUUGUUAGAGUCAGAUGCAUUUCAAAAGAAUUCCUGAUUGUCUGUUGAAGUUGUCCCAUUUUUUUGGAAGCAGGGUAAGUGUAGCUAGUUUUAUCCACCCACCAAAAAGCAGCAGCCAACUGCUGUCCCCCUGCCAUGCUCUUCCCUGUAGUGACUUGGGACAGCAUUUUUACAAAAAUGAACUUGAAAAUCAGAUGCUUGUGUUCAUCUGGGGUGUGUGUCCGUGUCCUGCGAGUGGAACCCUCUGGAUGUGGGAAUUUCCAUGGCAAUUGCUUCUCCUGCUGGCUGAAGGAUUUCCUCUAAUCCACUGUGACCAGCUGAAACUCACAGCUAAAAUGUCCUAAUUUUUCCUUUUGGAUUUGGUGAGUAUUUGCUGACAGUUUGAGAACAGUGGAUUACAACCAUGAGAUUUUUUUAUAUUUUAGCAUCUUCCUUAUGCUGAGAUUUAUUUAGUGCAUCCUUCUGAGCUGAGCAAGGAGAGAUCUUUGCAGUACAGUUCAUUUUCUGGAAUGUCUCUUCUAGAACAAUGUUUUUGACACAAACAGAGGUGGUUGCAGAUUCUUGGUGUGUUAUUCCCAUCCUUCUGCCCAUUCCCUGUCUGCAUUAAACUGCCUCCUGUGCAGUCCAGACCAGUGAAAUUGGUUUGUUUGGGGUUUUUUUUGGGAGAUAUCACACUGCAGUGUGCCUGCUGUCUCUGCCAAAAUAUCCCAUGUAAUAAGGUAAUAAAUCACUGGAUUUUUCUUUUAGUUUAGUUUUGGGGGUUUUUUGUGUUUUGUUUUUUGUUUGUUUGUUUUUGGGUUUUUUUUGGUUUUUUUUUGUUUGUUUUGGUUUUUUUUUUUUUUGCUUGUUUUUGUUUUUGUUUUUUUUUUUAAGAUGUGGAAACCAAAUUGUACUCAAGUUCUGGCAGGAGGAACAAUCUGUACCUUGGUUCUCUAAACCAGGUCUAAGCCUUUGGGUGCUGCCAAGCCAAGGCCACCUUCUGUGGCUGUUGGAAGUUGUGGUGAGCUUGCCCUUUUGACCUUCAGGCAUGGCUGGCUCGGGUCACACCAUGGAAUUGCUUCGUGUGUUUGCAGAAGAAUCUGCUCUUCAUCUCCCCACAUGUGAAAGCAAGGCAGUUACUGCCUCUGCACCCAUGAGAUUUCACUUUUAAUCUUAAUUUUCUGCAGGCAAAACGAGCUAAAUUGUGCUUUUAAAUGUCCUUGCAAACAAAAGAAUUUUGAGUCAGGUCAGAAGGAAUCCCCCAGUUCUGACUUUGCCAUUUCAAGUCAGUGUUUUGAUAGAAGUAUUUGGGUUUCCAAGAAAGACAUCCCCGAGGAAAUAUCUGAAACUCCCAAUUUAAAUUAUUCCCUGUAACUCCAGACUCCACCCCUGCAUUGAGAACUUGAGGCAUAGAAUGCUUUGCAAUGGUGGAGUUCAAAACUUCUAGCUGUAGGGAAAGUUAUUAGGUGUAUUCUAGGCAGUAUCUGGACUGCUGAAGAACAUUUUUAAAAGAAAAUGAAAUGGAAAUGGGGUACAAACAUCCAGGAGAGAUGCAUCUGUGAAUAUUUGAUCUGAUCUCUCAAACACUUGCAUUUAUGUGCGCUGUAAAAAUGAGAUCUGCAAUGUAGGUGGCCCUGUCUGCCACCAGUUGCUGAAUAUUUCUCAUUUCAUGUUCUUUCUCUGUGUGACACGCGGGCUGUCGGGGCUGGGAAUGGCUGUGAUGAGUCUCUGCUUUACAAGACUUGUUUGAAUUUGCAGUUUAGGGAUGUCAGUGAGGGGUUUGUCCUCAGAACGUGGGAGAGAGGGGCAGGGAGGAGGAGCAGCCCUGCUGUGUCUGGUACAGCAAUGUUUAAAGCACAAGUCUUUUAUAUUUCUACAGUGGAGACUGUUAAGGAGUUCUGGCAUUUGUCUUUUUAAUUUGCAACUUUAUGUUAAUAAACUAUUAGCCUUUUUAGUUCCAUAAUUAAAAAUAAAACUCUUACGUGUUUCGA